Knipowitschia caucasica is the source of this 423-nucleotide messenger RNA. The record is from the annotation of a GenBank genome assembly. Lineage: Eukaryota; Metazoa; Chordata; Actinopteri; Gobiiformes; Gobiidae.
AUGUUUGCAGCCGCAUACUUCAGAGGCGUGCAGUGUUUGGUAAUAGUUCCAGAUUCUGCAGCUGUCUCCGACUUCACAACAUGUUCAAGCAUGGCCUCAAUUACAAGUGCAGCAGCAGGGGAACGACCGGCAGCAGAGGAAGAACCAGCAGCAGAGGACGGUCCAGGAGCCGAGAACGGUCCAGAGGCCGAGGACGGUCCAGAGGCCGAGAACGGUCCAGGAGCCGAGGACGGUCCAGGAGCCGAGAACGGUCCAGAGGCCGAGGACGGAGACAGGAGAGGAGCAGCCGCGCAGAGGGACACAGGACAUGGAGAGACACCCGCACGGAGGAGGAUCAGUGAGGGGCUGGUGCUCUGGGUGAAGAAAAUGAAUGGAUAUUUCUCCAAACACAGCUCAGUGACUUAUCCAGAGACGCUGAACUGA